UGCCGCUGUGCCUCACCGACUACACAUAUCAAGACCCAUAACCUACGUAGACUGUAGUCAAUUAACAUUCAUAUCGAGAAUCGAUAACAUUCCCGAACAGAUUCCCACUGUGGAGCCAACAAGAGAAGUUAUCAUCACUUGGCCAUAUUGAAGUUUCAUAUUUGCCUCUAGCCGGACAGCUGUCGGAUUUGUGUCAGGACUCCCAGCUUAUUUCUCUUUCCCACCGUCCACCUACAAUCCAUCUUGGGUGGCCCGUCAGCCUUGGAGGGCGAAAGUGGAGCGAUGAGCGGCGCCAUGCGCUGGGUUCCGAAGGGCAUCUCGUGUCCGUUCCAGGACCUGAACUGCACGUGCAUCGUGGAGACGCUCUCCUCCUGGAACGACACGGGGGUCAAUGAGUACCGGAUGGUGGACCUGCCAUCUGUUACCACCUCUGUGGCCACGGUGCACGAGGCCCCUCGUCACCCCUUCCCCACUGUGGAUGUACCUGACCACGCCCAUUACACUAUAGGGGCCGUCAUCCUGGCUAUCGGCAUCACCGGCAUGGUGGGCAACUUCCUGGUUAUCUAUGCCUUCAGCAGGAGCAGGUCACUGAGGACUCCAGCCAACAUGUUCAUCAUUAACCUGGCCAUCACUGACUUCAUGAUGAGCCUCACACAGGCACCCAUCUUCUUCACCACCUCCAUGCACAGGAGAUGGAUCUUCGGAGAGAAAGGCUGUGAGCUCUAUGCAUUCUGCGGGGCUCUAUUUGGGAUCUGCUCUAUGAUCACUCUGAUGGUGAUAGCAGUGGACCGCUACUUUGUGAUCACACGUCCGUUGGCCUCCAUCGGGGUGCUCUCCAAGAAACGAGCCCUGCUUGUCCUCAUGGCUGCCUGGGCCUACUCACUGGGAUGGAGCCUGCCCCCUUUCUUCGGCUGGAGUGCCUAUGUUCCAGAGGGUCUGUUGACCUCCUGUACAUGGGACUAUGUGACCUUUACCCCGUCAGUGCGUGCCUACACCAUGCUGCUCUUCACCUUUGUCUUCUUCAUCCCCCUGAUCGUCAUCAUGUACUGCUACUUCUUCAUCUUCAGAGCCAUACGUACAACUAACAAGGCUGUAACCAAGAUCAACGGCACUGAGAGUACCAGAGACUCCAUUAAGAGUUUCCAUCGGCUGAAGAAUGAGUGGAAGAUGGCUAAGAUCGCUCUUAUUGUCAUCGUCCUCUACGUCAUCUCUUGGUCCCCCUACUCCGCUGUUGCCCUGACCGCAUUUGCAGGGUAUACAGAUUUUCUGACCCCCUACAUGAACUCAGUGCCUGCUGUGAUCGCCAAAGCUUCAGCCAUUCACAACCCCAUCAUCUAUGCCAUCACCCACCCCAAGUACAGGAUGGCCAUAGCCAAGUACAUCCCAUGCCUGGGGUUUUUGCUGUGUGUACGUAGACGCGACCUGCGAUCUACCAACAGCAGCUUCAUGUCCACCCGACGAUCCACUGUCACCAGCCAGACCUCCGACAUCGGCGACCGCUUACACUGCACCAGCGCUGUCAAGUCCCGCCUUUCUUCCGCCUCCGACAGCGAAUCGGGCUGGACAGAUACUGAGGCUGACCUCUCCAGUAUGGGCUCCUGGACGGCUAGCCGCCAGGUGUCCUGUGAUAUCAGUAAGGACACAGCCGAGCUCCCACACUUCAAGCCCUCCAGCUCCAAGUCCAAGAUGAAGAGCCACGACUCUAGCGUCUUUGAGAAGAGCUCUUAUGACGUGGACAACAUCUCCAUGACAGGUGUGGGCCACAGUGACCACGGCUUCCCUCCAAGUGCAGGUGAUUCGUCAGAAGGCACCAUAACUAGAGGAAUGAUUGGCUGGAUCCCCAGCAUCGUCAUCACCUCUGAGACCAGCCCCUUCUUACCAGUCCUUAAGGCCAGUUCCCAUGGUUCCAGUACUAAGGGGCCACGGGAGAGUGUCCAGCAGGGGUUAACACUUCCCUCUAACUCCUCUAACAGUGAUGGCUCUACACCACUCAUCUGAUCACAACCACCCCAGUGUAUAUGUACAGUACAUGAUGAUUUAUAGUAAAUGCCAGGGUCUGUACUCAACAUGCAACUUUUAUAAAAGUAAAGUUA
Molecule: messenger RNA, 2093 nt
Organism: Salmo salar (Atlantic salmon)
Lineage: Eukaryota; Metazoa; Chordata; Actinopteri; Salmoniformes; Salmonidae
Source: RefSeq, a predicted model, not a curated record